AAGUUGAGACAGAAGAGAGGCAAGCUCUGAUGAGAGCUUGAGUUGAGUUGCUGCAAUGGUGGAAGGCUGUCUCUGUCUGUCUGUCACUCUCAAAUUCAAAUUUCAGAGCUACUUUUCAUAAAUAAAGAAGAGAGCAAUUAAGAAGGGCCAACUAUGAAGUAUCAUCAUCAUUUAAGUAUGUCUGAAUUAUGAUGAUGAUGAUCUCCACUUUCCUGGCUGUUGCCUCCGACUCAGAGCCCCAAACCCUCGUGCGCAUAUCCCCAUUUGUCUCUUGCAAUCUCUCUCUCUCUCUCUCUUCACUCUUCACUCUUCUCUCUCUCUCUCUCUCUCUCUCUCUCUCUCAAAGUCUAUAUAUGAUAUAUCAUUACAUCUUUGCAUUCUGUCGGUGAGGAAGUUGCUAGUAACUCAAAUUGAUGAAUCUUGAAUGUUUUUGCUUCAAGAUUCAUCAUCAGACAGCUUUUCAGAAGCUUUAAUUUGGAGAACAUUGCCUUGCUUGGAUCUGGGCUAGCUUCUUAAUUUGCUUUCUUUUUCCUCAAAGAUUGAUGCAGGAAGCUUGAUCUCGAUUUCUCCGAUGAAAGACACAGAUACUGUAAUUGACAUAAAGCCUGUCUCUGUGGAUCACUCAAUUAUUGAAGAAGAAGCGAUUGCAGUUUCUGUGACAGUGAGUAUCGAUGAAUUAGCCUCAGGCAAUGUUGAAAAUGGAGUAAUUAGCUUGCAGGCGAGCAACGUGAAAAAUGUCAGCGGUGGAGGUACGCCGGAAAAUAACAAGGGAAAGCAUAAUAGCGCAAAGAAGCCGCCGCGGCCACCGAGGGGGCUGUCGCUGGACGCCGCCGACCAGAGGCUGAUCAAAGAGCUUUCGGAGCUGGCGAUGAUCAAGCGUGCCCGAACUGAACGGAUCAAGGCGUUGAAGAAAAUGAAAGCGGCUGCUGCUAAGGCAUCAUCCGCUUCGUCUUCCUCGUCUUCAGCAGGGAACUUCGUGGCUCUGCUCUUCACCAUUCUGUUCUGCGUUCUGUUCAUCUUCAGAGGUUGCCAGCCUCCUGAGGGAAGAAUUGCUAUGGUCGGUAGUAAUCUCAACGCCGACAGCACAAGCCAAAUAUGAGAUACCAAUCAAUGGUGUAGGAUCGUAUCAAUCAUCUUACUUCUUCUUCUUCGUCUUCUUCGUUUUGUGUAAGAAUAAAUGUGUACAUAGAUCGAUGGAUCGAUUAUCGUUUAUUCAAAAUGUCAAAACAGAGACAGACACACAAACACACACAACACAGACCUGGCAAUGAUGAUGACGAUGAUCAAUUAAACUCAAUUCAAUUAAAUUCGAUUGAUUUCGAUUAUGAUAAA
Molecule: messenger RNA, 1332 nt
Organism: Andrographis paniculata
Lineage: Eukaryota; Viridiplantae; Streptophyta; Magnoliopsida; Lamiales; Acanthaceae
Exons: 4
Coding region: 572-1099 (175 amino acids)
Source: RefSeq, a predicted model, not a curated record